CUCUCUCUCUCUCUCUCUCUCUCUCUCUCUCUCUCUCUCUCUCUCUCUCUCUCUCUCUCUCUCUCUCUCUCUCCUUUUUUCACUUCUCAUUUAAGUAAUGGAGGGCACUGGUGCUCUGCUGGUUAGGAAGAAGUGUAACUCUUCUCUUUGGGCAUUGAAGAUAGUUGUAGUACUGCUAUUGCUCUUGCUUCUUACCUGCAGCCAUGGAGGAAGCAGCAGCAGCAGCGGCAGCAGCGGCAGAGGUUGCCAAGCAGAAGAGAGGAAGGCUCUAUUACGCAUAAAGGACUUCGUCAAAUCCAACUGGCUUAGUUCUUCUUCUUCGUCUACUACUGAUAUUUUGCCUUCAUGGGUGGCUGGGGAAGCAGAGAGUAUUGACUGCUGUAAGUGGGAAAGGGUGAAGUGCAACCCCACUACUGGACGGCUCAUGGACCUCUCCCUCUUUAAUAUCAACAACAUAACCUAUGAUCAUCAUUUAGAUUGCAUAGGUUGUGAAAAUGGGCUUCUGAAUGCCUCCCUCUUUCUCCCAUUCCAGGACCUCACAACCCUUAAUUUGUCUCUUAAUCCAAUCUCCCACUUUCUUCCAAAUCAAGGUUUUGAAAAGUUAACAAGUUUGAAGAAGUUAGAAAUCUUGGACCUGGGCUUUAAUUACUUUUACAAGAGAAACAUCUUCCGAUCACUUGGCCAGUUGACUUCACUCAAGACUUUGAUUCUUGGUCACAAUGACCUUGAUGGAUUCUUUCCGAUCAAAGGCAUGCUUACCUACUCUAGAUUCAUGUUCAAGUUUUGCUUUGUUUUUUUUUUUACCGAGCCUUGUUGAGUUGAAAAUACGUUAUGUUCUUUAAAAUACUUUAAUUUUUUUAGUUGACUAAAAUAAUUUUCCUUUUGUAUUUAGUUUCUCAAUGAUUUAAAAAAAUAUCAUCUUAUUUUUUUU
Molecule: messenger RNA, 931 nt
Organism: Malania oleifera
Lineage: Eukaryota; Viridiplantae; Streptophyta; Magnoliopsida; Santalales; Ximeniaceae
Product: receptor like protein 21-like
Exons: 2
Coding region: 98-817 (239 amino acids)
Source: RefSeq, a predicted model, not a curated record